GAAUUGUCAAAUUCGAUUUAUGGAACUGUCAUUUGGUUUUUGUUUCGGUUCCCGUGAAUAAUACGAAACCGAAUCUGUUUUCAUCUUGAGUUUGUGAAGUGAUAUUUUCGUUUCAAAAUGGCUCUGUUCCCUGGAACGGUGGCCUUCGACGAAUAUGGCCGUCCAUUUAUAAUUCUGAGGGACCAAGAUAGGCAAAAACGGCUUACCGGUAUCGAUGCCUUGAAGUCCCACAUCUCAGCAGCCCGUCAGAUUGCGAGCAUCCUCCGUACAUCUCUUGGACCCCGUGGCCUUGACAAGCUCAUGGUGUCUCCAGACGGUGACGUGACCGUGACUAACGAUGGAGCCACGAUUCUGAAGCUCAUGGAUGUCGACCAUCAGAUUGGAAAGCUCCUGGUACAGCUGGCACAGAGUCAAGAUGAUGAGAUUGGUGAUGGAACUACUGGAGUCGUGGUGUUGGCUGGAGCUCUACUGGAGCAGGCUUCGAUCCUCCUCGACAAAGGAAUCCACCCGAUCCGCGUCGCCGACGGCUUCGAGAUGGCGGCGGCCACGGCCCUCGCGCACCUGGACUCCAUCAGUGAAGCCUUCCCCGUCAACAAGGACACAAGGGAGCACCUCAUCAAGGUUGCCAUGACAACGCUCGGAAGCAAAGUUGUUGUGAAGUGCCACCGGCAGAUGGCUGAGAUUGCCGUUGAUGCAAUCCUAUCAGUAGCUGACUUGGAGAAGCGUGACGUGAACUUCGAGCUGAUCAAGGUCGAGGGUAAGGUCGGCGGCCGCAUGGAGGACUCCAUGCUGGUCAAGGGAGUCGUCAUCGACAAGACAAUGAGCCACCCGCAGAUGCCCAAGACGUUGAGGGACGUGAAGCUAGCCAUCCUCACAUGCCCGUUCGAGCCCCCGAAGCCCAAGACCAAGCAUAAGUUGCACGUCGGCUCCGUAGAGGAGUACCGCGAGCUGCGCUCUUAUGAACACGAGAAGUUCCUCGAGAUGGUGCGACGAGUCAAGGACGCCGGCGCGACCCUGGCCAUCUGCCAGUGGGGCUUUGAUGACGAGGCCAACCACCUGCUGCUGUCGGAGGGCCUGCCGGCGGUCCGCUGGGUGGGCGGGCCCGAGAUGGAGCUCAUCGCCAUCGCCACGGGAGGACGCAUCGUGCCCCGCUUCGAGGAACUCACGCCCGACAAGCUGGGCUCCUGCGGGCUCGUCAGGGAACUUACGUUCGGCACGUCGAAGGAGGAGAUGUUGGUGAUCGAGGAGUGCUCCAACAGUCGCGCCGUCACGCUGCUCAUGCGCGGCGGGAACCGCAUGAUCGUGGACGAGGCCAAGCGAUCCGUACACGACGCGCUGUGCAUCGUGCGCAGUCUCGUCACGGACUCGCGCGUGGUGUACGGCGGCGGCGCGGCGGAGGUGUCGUGCUCGCUGUCCGUGGCGCGCGCGGCCGACAAGCUGGCCUCGCUGGACCAGUACGCCUACCGCGCCUUCGCCGACGCGCUCGAGGCCAUACCCCUCGCACUCGCAGAGAACAGUGGUCUAUCUCCCAUUGACACACUAUCAGAGGUGAAGUCACGGCAGGUGGCUGAGAACAACCACAACUUGGGUAUUGACUGCAUGGGAACAGGCUCAAACGACAUGAAAGCGAUGAACGUGAUCGAAUCCCUACACUCUAAGAAGCAACAGAUAUCACUCGCAACACAGCUCGUCAAGAUGAUACUCAAGAUCGAUGACGUGCGCUCCCCAGCCGACUCCAUCGACUAAAAGUAUUAAUAUAAUGUCUAUUUACUGUUAUAUGUAUGAUCUUUAUAAUAAAACACACAAUAUCAACAUUAAUGAGGAUUUUAUGGGCGUUUGAACAACCGUAAAAGUGGUUUGGUAUUGAGCCGUUUGUAUCUUUGCUCUUGCUUAUUGCUAUGUUCACAAAUGUCUGACAGAGUAUGUUUUUGUAAUAGGUGAAAUGUUAAUUCAACUGCAAAAACGUGGAAGUGUUCAUUUUGAAACUCCUAGUUAAAAUUAAACAAGAUUUCAGCGUUUUUAAAAGGAGCGAGUGGAAGUUAAAUUUUCUAUUUGUUCUGGAAGCAAAACUGCAGGUUUGCCACCAGUUUGUGAAUACAGCAGUAACAGUCAAGAAGUCAAAAAGCAAUUGAGCAAUUACCAAAACAAUUUAAAUACUACAAUUUACUAUAAAAAUGUCAGAAAAUAAUUACCGAAGUGUAAAAUCACAAUACAUUUAUUUAUGUACUGUUAGAAUUAAUUGUUUUAUUGUAACCUUUUUCGCUAGGCGGUACGCUAGACGUCCUGAGCUUAUCUCAAAUGUAUUAAUUUUACCAGUGCGGUGCAAGUAUUUGAUGUAACAUGCAUCUGGUUCGACUGUGGGUGCUAAUAAACUGUGACUAAGUAAAAUAUAUGUAGGAACUACUACUGUCUACGGCUCUUUUAACACCGCAGAAGGUUGUACAUCAACCAUAUGAUAACAAGUCGAAAAAAAUGCAGUAAGUACCAAUAUUGAUUGGUAUAAACUGUGAUUAAAACUUUUCGUUACUGGUUAAUAAUCGACUACUUUAUCACUAAACACGAUGAGUAUGUCAUGAUGAACUUCAUCGUAUUCGGUUCAGUGGUUUUUGAGAAAAAUUACUAUAUACAAUCUGUAAUUUGGUUUUGCUGAUUUACGGUUUAUUAGCAUUCACAGUUAUUUUGUCUUAUCAAAUCGCUUAGCAUUUUCGCUAAGUUUCACACGGACUUGGCAAUAAUUAUAAUGUUUAUGUAAGUUUUGCAUUUCAAUGUAUGUGCGUGGUUUAUACCAAACAUGUGAUGGAUGCCUUAUUGCACUAAUAAAAUAAUAAGCUAAUUUA
Molecule: messenger RNA, 2837 nt
Organism: Trichoplusia ni (cabbage looper)
Lineage: Eukaryota; Metazoa; Arthropoda; Insecta; Lepidoptera; Noctuidae
Gene: CCT5
Product: T-complex protein 1 subunit epsilon
Exons: 10
Coding region: 118-1746 (542 amino acids)
Biological process (GO): protein folding
Cellular component (GO): chaperonin-containing T-complex
Molecular function (GO): ATP hydrolysis activity; ATP-dependent protein folding chaperone; ATP binding
Source: RefSeq, a predicted model, not a curated record